Molecule: messenger RNA, 2868 nt
Organism: Folsomia candida
Lineage: Eukaryota; Metazoa; Arthropoda; Collembola; Entomobryomorpha; Isotomidae
Product: soluble guanylate cyclase 88E
Exons: 21
Coding region: 161-2779 (872 amino acids)
Biological process (GO): cGMP biosynthetic process; response to oxygen levels; nitric oxide-cGMP-mediated signaling
Cellular component (GO): guanylate cyclase complex, soluble
Molecular function (GO): guanylate cyclase activity; heme binding; oxygen sensor activity
Source: RefSeq, a predicted model, not a curated record
AUAAUAUAUUUACCCAGUGUGCUUGCGGGCUGCAAUCAUGUAUGCCUGGGAAUUGGGUAUAAAAGAGAAAAUGGGGAAAAUUAGCCUUGUCCAGUACUUUCUCUGACUUUCACCAUCUCACUCGGGCACCCACUACGCCUUUGUAACUUGCUCUGAAAAAAUGUACGGAAUCCUCUUGGAAAAUCUAGCCGAGUUUAUUCGAGACCGGUGGGGAAGUGGAAAGUGGGAAUCCGUGCGUCGCCAUGCUGGCGUUGACACCGUCGCCUUUUCCACUCAUCACGUUUAUUCAGAAACAUUGCUGCAACGCCUCUCGAAAAGUGCAUGCCUGAUUCUCGCGGUGAAUGAGCAAGAAUUUUUCGAGGGAUUGGGCGUGUAUUUCGUGCAGUAUGUGUCGCAAUGGUAUGACAAAGUCCUCUCCGUCUUGGGUCGCCAACUCCGUGACUUUUUAAACGGUUUGGACAAUCUUCAUGAAUAUUUGAAAUUCUCUUAUCCAAAAAUGAGAGCGCCAAGUUUCUACUGUGACCAGGAGACCGCGACGGGACUGAAACUUCACUACAGAACAAAGAGACGAGGAGGCCUAAUUUUCUACGUCGUCGGUCAGAUUAAGCAGGUCGCACUUCAAUAUUACAACCAGGAAUGUGCCAUAACCCUCGUCAGUGAAGAGAUGGACGGAGACACCUUACACGUAGUUUUCGACCUGGCUUUUGACAACCAUGCAUUUACUGAGGUCAUGCAGUCGUCGGAUGAUUGUGUGGGGAAUGACUUCGAAAUCCCAAUCUCAAGUCUCAAGUUUGAAGAGCUCUUCCCAUUUCUAAUCAUCUUCAGCUCGGACAUGGAGAUAAAACACAUCGGUCACGCGCUCAACCUGGUUCUGAAAGACUUGGUGGGACAAAUUAUGACAGAAUCAUUUGAUCUCACGCGACCCAUGGUUCCAUUUUGCUUCAACGAGAUAAUGCAACGAAGGAACAAUAUUUUCGAACUGGUAACGAUUGCACCAAUCCAAAGUAAUCCCAAUUUGGUGGACACGGCGCGGCUCAGGAUGGACAAUCUGGACUGGAACGAAGCUACCGAGGGGAUAAGAAUUCGUCUACGAGGACAAAUGCUACAUAUUCCUGAAAACAAUACGAUGCUGUACUUGGCGAAUCCUGUCAUGAAGGACAUUGGGGCCCUAAUGAGUGCCGGUCUGUACAUCAACGACUUUGCAUUGCAUGACUGUAGUCGUGAUUUGAUGUUGGCUGGGACUCAGCAAUCUGUUGAGCUUAAACUGGCCUUGGACCAAGAGCAACAGAAAUCAAAGAAGUUGAGAGAAAGUGUCAAAUCGCUGGACAACCUGAUAAAGCGAACGGAUGAGCUUCUUUAUCAAAUGAUUCCAAAGCAGGUCGCAGAUCGUCUGCGUAAUGGGGAAAACCCUGUGGAUACUUGUGAGACUUUUGAGAGCGUGUCAAUUUUAUUCUCCGAUGUGGUCAGAUUCACCGACAUUUGUUCACGACUAACUCCUAUGCAAGUUGUCAACAUGCUUAACCAAAUGUACAGCUAUUUCGACCAGCUUACAGAAAUCAACGGAGUGUACAAGGUGGAGACAAUCGGGGACAGUUACAUGGUAGUGGCAGGUGCUCCCGUUCAAAGUUUGAACCAUCACGAACGAUGUUGUGACAUGGCGUUAGACAUGGUUGAUGCGUGCGAUGCAAUUUCAGAUCCCUCAGAAAUUGGCACCAGCAUACAAAUUCGGGUAGGAAUACACGUAGGCAACAUUGCAGGAGGGAUCGUCGGAAUCAAAAUGACUCGGUGGUGCCUGUUUGGGGAUACAGUCAAUAUCGCUAGCAGAAUGGAAAGCACGUCCGAGCCUUCGAGAAUCCAAAUUUCAGAAGCAUGCAAAGUCUUGCUUCCAAACACUUACGAGUGUGAACCUCGUGGAACAGUGCUUGUAAAGGGGAAGGGGGAAAUGAAGACGUACUGGCUGACUGGAAGGGUGGCUCGAGUGCCGUUGUCAAAAUUCUAUAGCAAAUCCAUCAUCUGGACAAUGCCAAAGACCAAAAAUAUUUUUUCAGGCAUUGGAUUAUCCCACCACCGAGUUAGCGUCAGUGGUUCUGAGAGUUCGGUCUCACUGACAUCAUCUCCAACUGAUGACGCCGAGACUUUGGAUACCAAAUCAAUUCCAAAUUUACCAUUGGAGAAGUUACGUAGAAGUAGAGAAAUUGUUCAAAAAGCGUCUUCAAUUUCAUAUGGUGGAAACAGGGCGAACUUUAACCGUUUCUGGAAACAAAUGUCAAUACCUGUUUCGACCUGUACGAAUUUUCGCUUUGGAAAUUCUACUGAGGACGACGAGACGGGGGAAUUGUUCUCACCACCACGUGACAGGUUUUCUGAUUGCCCAGCCGUCGACUGCACUUGCAACAAUAGCGAAUUAUUCGUCCAAAAUUUAGAAUUGGCGUUGAAGAACCCAAAGCUUAUCGAGCAAUGCGUUUUCCCAUUGGUACAGAGGAGCGUAAAGGAAAUUUUGAAUUUGGGUCAAGCAAAUGAUGAAAAUGAUGAUGUCGAUGUGCUCCAGCAGGAAAAUAAAGCAUUGGUUGAAAGGGACAAUUUGGAAACAUUCGAUCCACUCGAGUUCAGAAAUAUUGUCCAAAUUCGUAAUGCGUCAAUGUCCAACAGCAAAAUUAAUCAUCGAUACAAAAAAAGUUGUGGAACGAGAAAUUGCUGCUUUCCCCGCAUUGGAAAAUGCCAUCCUGGAACUGACGUUGUAUCCUCCACCACCAGUCAAAAUUAUACAAAAGAACAAUAAGCAAAUCAGAACCUCUGGCUGGUCAUUCUAUAAUUAUGUCUGAAUCUAAAAAUCAAUAAAUAAAUAAAACCACUUGCAUAAUAUUCUAA